AUAAAUGCAUCACCAGCGAGCUGCUGAAGGACAUCCCCCUGCCCGGGGUGCUGGGGGGCAGCCUGAGCGCUGAGGCCGAGCUGCUGAAGGGAGGCCCGCUCCCCUCCCCGAAAGAACUCAUCAACGGGAACAUCAAAACCAUCACGGAGUAUCGCGAGGAGGAGGACGGGCGCAAGGUGAAGAUCAUCCGCACCUUCCGCAUCGAAACCAGGAAGGCUUCCAAGGCCGUGGCCCGUCGGAAGAACUGGAAAAAAUUUGGCAACUCGGAGUUCGAUGCUCCUGGCCCGAACGUGGCCACCACCACCGUGAGCGACGACGUCUUCAUGACCUUCAUCACCAGCAAGGAGGUAGCUGGAGGAGGGGGGACAAGAUUUUGGGGAGCCAAACCCGG
Messenger RNA from Pterocles gutturalis (yellow-throated sandgrouse), 391 nucleotides. RefSeq names its product eukaryotic translation initiation factor 3 subunit G-like. Lineage: Eukaryota; Metazoa; Chordata; Aves; Pterocliformes; Pteroclidae. The record is from RefSeq and is a predicted model, not a curated record. The transcript has 4 exons. The annotation marks the transcript as partial.